Capsicum annuum is the source of this 1064-nucleotide messenger RNA. Its product is annotated as AT-hook motif nuclear-localized protein 16. Gene Ontology annotation, cellular component: nucleus. NCBI's taxonomy places the organism in Eukaryota, Viridiplantae, Streptophyta, Magnoliopsida, Solanales, Solanaceae. The record is from RefSeq and is a predicted model, not a curated record. The transcript has a single exon. The coding region runs from base 16 to 825 and encodes 269 amino acids. Gene Ontology annotation, molecular function: minor groove of adenine-thymine-rich DNA binding; DNA-binding transcription factor activity. Gene Ontology annotation, biological process: vegetative to reproductive phase transition of meristem.
AGUGUAGUAAAACAAAUGGCUGGUAAUGCAGACCUCAGUUUCCCUGCUGGUGCAACCAAAGAGACCAUAAACCAAAAUCAAGAAGUUGACACAAUUGGUAACCACAAACCUAGUGCUGAUGCAAGUGGCUUAAUGCUGGCUGCUAAAUUGCCAAAGGUAUCCGUCCCCGUACGCGAGGGAGAUUCCGUGAGACGUCCACGUGGCAGGCCAGCUGGUUCCAAGAACAAGCCGAAACCGCCAAUCAUCAUCACUAGGGACAGUGCUAAUGCCUUGAGAGCGCAUGCGAUGGAGGUGAAUUCGGGGUGUGAUGUGAACGAAAGCCUAGUGAAUUUCGCGAGGAGGAAGCAACGUGGCAUAUGCGUGCUGAGCGCGACGGGGUGCGUGACAAACGUGACAUUGCGCCAACCGGCCACUUCGGGGUCCAUUGUGACACUACAUGGCCGGUUUGAAAUCCUCUCGAUGCUUGGAUCAGUCCUUCCACCACCAGCCCCACCAGGGGUAACAGGGCUGACAAUUUACUUAGCAGGUGCUCAAGGACAGGUAAUAGGUGGGGGUGUAGUAGGUGCCCUCAUCGCCUCAGGGCCGGUCGUGAUCAUGGCUGCAACAUUCAUGAACGCGACAUUUGAUCGAUUGCCAUUAGACGAUGAUGAUCUUGUUGCCACUGCCGCCGUGUCUGCUCAAAACCAACAUUACCAGAAGAAUCAUCAACGUCAUCAGGUCGAUGUUCCUGAUAUCUAUGGCUUACCACAGAGUGUAAUUACCAAUGGUUCUUUGCAUCCCGAGGUCUAUUCAUGGGCACCUGGACGGACUUUAUCAAAGUCCUAGAUUAGUUGAACAGUCCAAAGUUGAAAAAUAAUAAUCAGUAAUCAAGAAGGAAUCCUAAAAUGUAGUCAUUUAAUACAUAGUAGUACUUGUUUUAUUCAGUUCAAUUCUAUUAUAAGCCCUUUAAUUGAUACAAAGAAAAUCACAGGACAAUCGUACUUCAACACUGAUAGUAUAUUAGAAAUGUUCUUUUAGUUGUAUUGACCAUCUUCACAAGAAAUAGGUUAAAUUUAACAUAAGGU